UGCUGGAGUGCGAAAAUACUAUGCCAAACGGGCGCCGUCUCGUUUGCUGCCUGCGCGCGUCUCCAAGGAUGAGAAGAUGCUUGGAUGCAUCCAUUACGGAUUUCGUUCUAAUUUGAACUGAAUAAUGAUUUAACUAUGUUAAUGUAUACGUUUCUUCACCCUGUUCGUGUAGUUUGUGGGUUCUGCUUAUGUUGAACGUGCUAUCGGUGUAUGAAGUCCCUUCGUUGCGUUGGUGCUGCGGAAGACAAGAGAGCCGAGCUAACAUCCGUGGAAGAGAGAUAAUCAAUUUAGAGAAGAGAAAAAGAGGGAUAGUUAAGGGGUUGGGGAACUGACGAGAAGAGAGCGAACGAAAGGAGAGAGAACGUCGACCUCACACCCCAGAAAUCGAAACAGAAAGUGAGGAGCAUCUACCCUCCAUAGAGACACCCCUUUCAAGAGCCGAUUCACCAAACAUCUCCCUUUUUAUUGUAAUAAUUGUCAUGGGACAAUUAUUAAUUCUCUAAAAAAAUAUGCUGAAAAAUAGACGGCAUUCUAUAUAUAAACUGACAUGAACAAAGUCAAGUGAGGAAAUAUAAAUGAUAAAUCAAGAGACCAUUUAAUAUCUAACAGUUCUUCAUGAUUUUUAAAACGACUUGAAAGAGAAGAAUAGAAUGUAUUGGUAAAAUGAACAUCAAGAGAACCACUUAAUUGUCUUGUAUCGGAGGUGAUUGAUUUAUCAACAUAUUAGAACUAAGGGUGGGUCAUGACCAAUUUGCCAUGCAUGUUGUCAUGGUGACCAGCCCCUCCACCCCCUCCCCCCUCCUCUGGUUGGUCCAGCUUUUGCUGUGGCUUCACCACCAUGGUCCUCAGCUGACAGAGGCCAUGCCCCCAUGUCCCAACCCCUGUAGCUGCUCCAAUCAGGCAAGCCGCGUCAUCUGUACAAGGAAGAGUUUAGAGGACGUACCGGACAGUAUAUCUGUGAACACAAGAUACCUCAACUUACAAGAGAACACGAUUCAGGUGAUAAAGUCAGACACGUUCAAGCACCUGCGGCAUUUGGAAAUACUGCAGCUCUCCAAGAAUCACAUCCGACAGAUUGAGGUGGGCGCGUUCAAUGGCCUGCCAAACCUCAACACCCUUGAGCUCUUUGACAAUCGCCUCACGCUGGUACCAUCGCAGGCCUUUGAGUACCUCAGCAAGCUGCGCGAGCUCUGGCUACGGAACAACCCCAUCGAGACACUGCCAGCGUACGCCUUUCACCGCGUUCCCUCCCUGCGCCGGCUUGACCUGGGCGAACUCAGAAAGCUGGACUACAUCUCCGAGGCCGCCUUUGAGGGCCUGGUCAACUUGCGCUUCCUGAACCUGGGCAUGUGCGGCCUGAAGGACAUCCCCAACCUCACGCCCUUGGUCAGACUGGAGGAGCUGGAACUGUCAGGAAACCAGCUGGGGAUCGUCAGGCCAGGCUCCUUCCAGGGCCUGGUGUCACUGCGCAAGCUGUGGCUCAUGCACUCCAAGGUGACGGUCAUUGAGCGCAAUGCCUUCGACGACCUGAAGAACCUGGAGGAGCUCAACCUGUCCCACAACUCUCUGCAUUCACUGCCCCACGACCUCUUCACCCCGCUGCACCAGUUGGAGCGGGUGCACCUCAACCACAACCCCUGGGUGUGCAACUGCGAUGUCCUGUGGCUCAGUUGGUGGCUCAAGGAGACCGUGCCCAGUAACACCACAUGCUGUGCCCGUUGCCACGCGCCCCCAGUCCUGAAGGGCCGCUACAUCGGUGAGCUGGACCAGAGCCACUUCACAUGCUACGCUCCCGUCAUCGUAGAGCCACCCACCGACCUCAAUGUCACAGAGGGUAUGGCCGCGGAGCUGAAGUGUCGCACUGGCACCUCCAUGACGUCUGUCAACUGGCUCACCCCAAAUGGCACCCUCAUGACCCACGGAUCAUACCGCGUCAGGAUCUCAGUCCUUCAUGACGGAACCCUGAAUUUCACCAACGUUACUGUGCAGGACACGGGCCAAUACACCUGCAUGGUGACCAACUCCGCCGGCAACACCACGGCGACUGCAGUGCUCAACGUGUCCUCCUCCGACUCCAGCAACCCCUACAGCUUCUUCACCACCGUCACUGUUGAAACCGUGGAAACGAACAAUGGUGAGGAUGCUGGGAGGCAGUACAUCAACGAAACCUACGUACCGCCAGAUUACCUGGGUCCCACCUUUUCAGGAGGGGUACUGGGUAAAGGCAGGGCUGGAUUCACCAUAUCUCCAUCUCGCUCUUCUCUCUCCUCCUUCUCCCCGCGUGCCACCAGAAACACUGAAAAUACAGUCACAGUGUCGAUAAUGGAUGUCACAAACAUUACUGGCCUGGACGACGUGAUGAAGACCACCAAGAUCAUCAUCGGCUGCUUUGUGGCCAUCACCUUCAUGGCAGCCGUGAUGCUUGUGGUCUUCUACAAGCUGAGGAAGCAGCACCAGCUGCACAAGCACCAUGGCCCCACCCGCGCCAUCGAGAUCAUCAACGUGGAAGAUGAGAUUGGUGCCGGGGCUGGGAGCGGCAUCUCAGGGGGAUCGACCAUGCAAUCUGGGUGCGGAGGAGACGGAACAUUGAGGAUGCAUCACCCGGAAAGAGUCAACCUUCCCAACAUUGGGCGAUCAGAGCAUCUUAACCAUUACUACAAGGCCAAUCAUUUCAACAACAAUGUGAUGGGUCUGAGCAUUGGGACAGGGGCAGGAGUCGGUACUCUAAGCAACAAGAACAAUCUGUCUCCACUUAGCCAGCAAGGCCAGGAUAUCCCGAUCUCCUGUACACAGGUUCCAAUCUCCUCCGCCACUUUCCAGACCAUGUCUGGAAAUGGCACCAACACCAACCCUCUUUCUGUUUCCCCACCUCUGCCAAUGUCCCUCCCCAUGCCCCCCAUGGGAUUACAUGGAUCGAUCAAGGGUUUCAUGGGCCAGAACCAGAACCCACAAAUGGAACCUCUUCUGUUCAAGGGAAACUCAAAGGAAAACGUUCAAGAGACUCAAAUUUGAGAACAAGAGAGAGGGGAGGGGAUUGAUGGCUGGUUUACGCACUGAAUGAUUAGACACUACAGUGCAUUGACAUUACAUCAAGAGAGAGGAUAGACUGACACCGCAAUACACAAACGCAUAGGCUGGUCAGCUAAAGUGUACUGAGCCAAGGAUUACCACAAUGGGCCACUUGUGUUUGUAGUAACGGUCACGGCAAUGGAGUUAAAUAUCGAACAUCGCUACAAUGUAAAUCUGUGCCAAAGCAAAUGUUUCUUGCAGUUUCUAUGAGUUGUAUUCACAUAGAAGAAAGUACUGUGGCUCAAUUCCCUAAGUCUUUGUUGGCCAGUCAGUCAAGACAUGCACAGCACUUACCACAUUGAAGUUUGAGUUAUGAGACACUACAGGAAAAAAUACUAGACAUUUCUCUUUUACAGAAAACACUUGUGAAAGACACUCUGGUAUAAACUCAAUAGUCUCCCUUGAGGCCGUAGGUAGGCAUAAAUGGAAGGACAAAAGGUACAGUACAGUACAAAUUACUGUGAAAAUUCACAAAUUCUAUAAGUAUAUUUUCAUUUGAAUAUGUAACAUUGCAGAUUCCAAUGCAGAAAUAUUUUGGAGGAUGUAUGAGCUGUAAUAGUUUGUUUUGUGAAUUAUCAGGUGUGGUGAUUGUGAAGGUUGAUUAUACAAUACAUAAGUUUUGAGUUUGGCUACUCAUCCAAAACAUAAGGGCUCAAUUGCAACACUCAUUGUGAUUCUAUGAAUUUGGCUACCAUGAAUAUUGGAAACUCGAAGGAGAGGUCCCCCAGUGUUCUGUUUGAUAAGCUUUUGUCUGUGAUAACUGGACAAUUCUGUUCUUGUUUGUUUUGAGAGUAUAUUCCAUAUAUUCCAGCAGGCUACUUGAUUAUUCAAAUGAGAGCUUCAGGUGCCAGCAUGUGCCAUCAGCAAAUGCAGGUGAAAUAACUAAACAGUGAGCUAAUAUCUUGCAAAGAAUUGUAUGGGCAAUGGAAAUGUUGACAAAGUGUAAAACAACAGAUCAGUGGCAAGAUAUUUGCUAUAAGUGGGGAAUUUGAUAUGAACUCCUUUCUCAUGGUGACCAUUUUGAUGCCACAUAACGCUGUCACAAGGGUGAUUUAAUGCCUGUCUUUGCCAUGGCAUUCAGUCGGUGGGUUCAACCACCAUAUUUGGUUUAGUGGAACAGAAAUGUAUGAUAAUAGUAUCUGGUUGUGUGACAGUUGUACAAACCACCUUUUUACAGUGUACCUUUCAUGUGUUUUAAUGCCAUUUAAAGCUUUGUGCAUUUA
Salmo salar (Atlantic salmon) is the source of this 4292-nucleotide messenger RNA. Its product is annotated as leucine-rich repeat-containing protein 4B. The record is from RefSeq and is a predicted model, not a curated record. Gene Ontology annotation, cellular component: postsynaptic density membrane; glutamatergic synapse; plasma membrane. Gene Ontology annotation, biological process: positive regulation of synapse assembly; regulation of presynapse assembly; synaptic membrane adhesion. Gene Ontology annotation, molecular function: signaling receptor binding. Lineage: Eukaryota; Metazoa; Chordata; Actinopteri; Salmoniformes; Salmonidae.